Molecule: messenger RNA, 858 nt
Organism: Kluyveromyces lactis
Lineage: Eukaryota; Fungi; Ascomycota; Saccharomycetes; Saccharomycetales; Saccharomycetaceae
Gene: NIF3
Exons: 1
Coding region: 1-858 (285 amino acids)
Cellular component (GO): mitochondrion; cytoplasm
Source: RefSeq, a predicted model, not a curated record
AUGUCUAGAGCACUAUCCAGAGCGCAACUGAAAUCUGUCAUCAAGAAAAUAUCCCAGUUGUAUCCCGAGAGUUACGCUGAUUCUGCAUGGGAUAACACCGGCUUGCUAAUAGAUUGUUCAGUUGACACCGAGCAAUCUCAUGCCAAAACACAACCAAAGGUGUUGUUGACUAUUGAUUUGACUGAAAGUGUAGCAAAAGAAGCCCUAGCUAAAGAAUGCAAUUUGAUAGUUGCAUACCAUCCGUUUAUUUUCCCUAGUUGGAAGAAAUUAACACCACAUAGCAAUCCACAACAUGCUUCAGCAAUAAAAUUGAUUCAAAGAGGUAUUUCUGUAUAUUCCCCCCAUACAGCUAUUGAUGCAGCUAAGAACGGUGUCAAUGACUGGUUAGUUAGCUCUUUGGGUGGUAGUGUAUCUUCAAGUGUUUCAAUUGAGCGUGUCACUCCUGUUCAAGACGAGGAAGAACAUGAAGUUGGAUACGGUCGUGUAGUCGAUUUGAACGAACCAUUAUCACUAAAAGACAUCGUAAACAACGUGAAGGAUACACUGGAUUUAUCAUUUGUUCAGGUCGCUACUAAGAAUGAAUUGUCCGACCAUAAAAUCAAGAAAGUCGCUUUAUGUGCAGGCAGUGGAUCUGGCGUCUUCAAAAGUUUACGUGAAGACGUUGAUUUGUAUUACACAGGUGAAUUAUCACAUCAUGAAGUAUUGCGAUACAAAGAAUCAGGGAAAGCGGUCAUUGUCUGUAAUCAUUCCAAUACUGAAAGAGGAUUUCUGCGUAAAGUUAUGCAUCCUUCAUUAACGAAAUCAGGCAUCGACUGCAUUGUUUCGGAAACUGACAUCGAUCCAUUGCAAGUUAUAUAA